This is a messenger RNA of Batrachochytrium dendrobatidis JAM81, 3638 nucleotides long. RefSeq lists its product as uncharacterized. Gene Ontology annotation, molecular function: phosphatidylinositol-4,5-bisphosphate 5-phosphatase activity; protein binding. The record is from RefSeq and is a predicted model, not a curated record. Gene Ontology annotation, biological process: phosphatidylinositol dephosphorylation. Lineage: Eukaryota; Fungi; Chytridiomycota; Chytridiomycetes; Rhizophydiales. The coding region runs from base 1 to 3504 and encodes 1167 amino acids. The transcript has 8 exons.
AUGGAAAAAAAUCCAUUCGAGGAACAUAUCGAUGAAAUCAUACUUGAAACUGAAAAUACAGAUGCUGCAUUAGAUGGAAUCACAGGUUUGACAGAACAGGCAUUUUCUGCAAGUAACGAUGAAUUGCGCAACAGCAACUCAUCCGUGCGUAAUUUGGCCAAGGCUUUUGAAACUCUGGUCGUGCCAGAUGACCCAAAUGUUCGGCGAAGGCAGAUAUCAAAUGAAUCGGCUUCAUCAGCAACUAUAAAUACUUCUGUUUCACCAAAAGUUAGAUCCACCAUGGUUUCCAGCCAAUUUUCUUCACCUGUAGGACCAGAUAGUAAAAUGUCAUUAUGCGCUCGAUCUGUUUCUCCCGUUGCUACGUCUUCAAAUACAACCAAAGCUUUGUAUCAACAAAACCCAAAUUUAAAUCCCUUUGCAGAUGGGGUGCUGUCUGAUGACAAUUCAUCUCAUGAAAGAAGUGGUGAUGAUUCAAGCAACUAUUCAGACUCCAGCGAUAUUAUUCAGAUCUCACAGCAGCCUUUAACAACAUCACCACAAACCAAACCUUUUACUCUUUCAAAUUCAAGACUAACUGAUCAAGAGCAUACAUCUUUGCCCUUUUUAUUUGGUUCAAAUAACGCAACAAACAAUUCAAGUUCUCCACUUAAUCAUUCAGUACCUGUGGCGGUUUUGAGUCCGCCCAUUUUUUCUCGUCCUAUUGGAUCUCCUGAUCGUCCAGCACCGCCAUCUCGGUCAAGUCGAGCGGUUUCAAACAGAUCGCCCAUUAUUUCAUCUGCCUCAGUCGCUCAGGGUAUUUCAGAUAUUACUUCAGCCACAGCAUCUUACCAAAGUCAAGAUUCAUUAUCUGGAUUGAUUUCAAGUGCUACUGUGUCAGAACGUCGAUCUAUAAACAGAGGCCAGAGUGAACAAAUUUCACUUGGAUUUUCAAAGCCGCCUUUGCCACCAAGACCUAUCAACUCACAAGCUAUUAGUCCAGAUCGUGGACUUGGUCUUGUAGGAACUCAACAAUCUAUGCAGCAACUUCAAGGCGCACCUCAACUUUUUUCACCGUCACAAAUGGGUAUUCCACCGCCACUUCCUACACGUCCAUCUGCAAGAAGAGCAAACAUGUCAUUGGAAUCGUCCAUGUCCACGCCUUGUUUUUCAGAGAUAAUCGGACCACCAACAACCAAUUUUGCAACGCUUAACCGGUACGCAUCUUUAAUGACAAAGGAAUUUAUAUAUGAUCCUAUCACCCGUAUUGUAAAUCGCAGUUUGCCUAUCGCACCACGCUUUCCAUCAGAUGGUGUUCACCACAAAGGUCCAGUCAAUACCUUUACUUUUUCUGGCUUGCAUGCAGCUACAGGCUAUGUUUCAUGUCGAUUAUGGGAUAUUCCGACUGCUACAAACUCACAUUUUUACACUCCAGCAACUGACCAAAAACCUCACUUCUUUGCAGUGUGUUUUAUUCCCUCUCGCCAAAUAUCUCUUGACAAUACAGUCAUAUGGGCAUCGAUUGAACGGGGCGAAUUGAUUGAAAUGGACGUUGCAACAGGGAAGCUUCUUGAUCGCCGUAUUAUCCAUAAUGCCACAGUCACUCAUAUCAUUCGGCACAGAUUCACUGUAUACACUCUUGACGAUAAUGGUGGGUUUAAGAUUUGGACGGCAGGAAAUGAUGGCAGGGUUGAUUUGGCAUCUCGUCCAAGAGGAUUACGUGUCAGUGCAAAACAGACAUCCAUGUUGGUGGACACAGUCGAUGGAAUUGAUCGUCUUUGGACCGUAUCAGGAAAGCAAAUUGAAGUGUUUAACCUCGAAGUGGAUGCACUAGCAUUGGUUGAACGUAAAAUAUCACUAUCGACUUCUGUUGGACCUAUCUCUGCCAUUACAUCACUCCCAGCAAAACGAAUGGUGUUUACUGGUCACGAAGAUGGAAAAAUCACUGUGUUUGAUUCAUUGCUUUUGGUAAAACUAUGGACUGUCCAAGUAGCACUCUAUCGUAUUUCAUCCUUGGUGGGUGUUGGAAAGUCAUUUAUAUGGGCUGGAUUUGGAACGGGAAAGAUUGCUGUAUACGACGUGGCAUUCCAAUCUUCUGAACAGGGCACUGCCGGAGUGAAUGCAACUGCAGCUCAGCCGAGCGGUCAAUCAUGGGCAAUUGUUAAAGAGUUUGCCGCUUACAGUAAUGCAGGUGUAACUCAUCUGGCUGUAGAUGACUCUUCGUUGGCAUUUGAUGGACAAUUGUUGGUAGGCAGUGUUUCUGAAUCGGGGCAUAUGCGGUUUUGGGAUGGCAUGCUAGACCAAUAUCGUCAAGAGAUGGCAAUGAGAAGUCUCGAGGCAAAAUACUGUGAUUACAAUCCGGUUAAUAUAGUUAUUCUUACGUGGAACAUUGAUGCUCGCAAACCCAAUGACAUGGAUCUGUCUGGCGAUGUUGAAGAUAAUCGAUUUUUGCGUAAUUUGUUUAGCGUCAAUGCCGAUGCAAAUAUGUUUAUUUUUGGAUUUCAAGAGCUUGUUGAUUUAGAGUCCAAAAGUGAAACGGCUAAGCAACUCUUCAAAGGAGCUGGAAGUAGCCAGACAGCAAUGGACCAAAGGCAGAAAUUGUGGCAGGAUCGACUAUCUACUGGACUAGCAGAAGCGUUUCCAGAUGAGCCCUACACAAUGGUAGAGUGUCGGCAACUUGUUGGACUUUUUCAAUGCGUGUUUGUACAGACUUCUUUGGCGAUCAUGCUUUCCGAUGUCUCUGUCAGUAUGGUCAAGACUGGCCUGGGUGGAUUUCAUGGCAACAAGGGAAGCAUUGCCACUCGGUUUUUGUGGCAAGACACAUCAUUUUGUUUUAUAAACUGUCAUUUGGCAGCACAUCAGGGACAAACAAGUGCGCGGAACAAUGAUAUUGCACAUAUUUUCAAAGAAACAUCAUUUCCGAAACGAGCUGGUGAUGGUAUAUGGAUGCGGGGAGGCGACGGCAGCAUGAUUGUGGACCACGAGGCAAUAUUUUGGUCAGGCGAUUUCAACUAUAGAAUAGAUUUAUCACGAACGACAGUUUUUGAAAAAAUUGGCAAGCAAGAUUGGCAGGCUCUUUGGGAGCAUGAUCAACUCAAGCGACAAAAGGCAGAGAAUGCAUCUUUUGGACUCCGAGAUUUUGACGAGUCGGCACUUUCUUUUGCACCCACAUUCAAAUACAAACGUGGUACUCAGCAAUAUGACUCGAGUGAGAAAAUGCGUAUUCCUGCCUACUGUGAUCGGAUUCUUACCCGAGGCACACACAUUAGCCAUACCUUUUAUUCACGUGGAGAAUGUAAAAUAUCCGACCACCGUCCCAUCAUUGGCGGUUUUCGCACCAUGGUCAAACUCAUCAAUACGAAACGGAGAUCACAACAUCUUGCUAACGUGCGGGCAGAACUCGAUGCACAACUGUUGAUAGAUGUCCAAAUGGCAAAAACUGAAUGGGUGAUGGCUGUUAAAGGUGUUGGAUCUGAAGAUGCAAGAGUAUUACUUGACCAUUGCAAUUGGAACCUGCAACUUGUUUAACGAUGAAUGAUUUAAGCGGUUGAUAUAUUUAUACCUUUGAGUAGGUUUGCAAACACAAGAUUUUUGCAUAUUGAAAUCUAGCUCCUGCUGGAUAUGAUUCAAUUAAAAAUAAAAAUGUAGUACCUUUUUAGAAU